Messenger RNA from Cyphellophora attinorum, 2769 nucleotides. Its product is annotated as Beta-hexosaminidase. The record is from RefSeq and is a predicted model, not a curated record. Gene Ontology annotation, biological process: peptidoglycan turnover; carbohydrate metabolic process. Bases 1 to 2769 code for a protein of 922 amino acids. The transcript is spliced from 4 exons. Gene Ontology annotation, molecular function: acyltransferase activity, transferring groups other than amino-acyl groups; hydrolase activity, hydrolyzing O-glycosyl compounds. NCBI's taxonomy places the organism in Eukaryota, Fungi, Ascomycota, Eurotiomycetes, Chaetothyriales, Cyphellophoraceae.
AUGGCCGCCACGAAUGGUGAUGGGCCGGCAGUAUGGGACGAAGCAAGACAGCUGGGACAGCUGUUUAUGAUGGGCUUUGAGGGUACCGAGAUCUCGGAUCAAGUCCGGACCCUCAUCGAACAAUACCAUGUUGGCUCAAUUCUUUUGACCGCCAAAAACCUCAAAUCCGCGGCGCAGACUACUCAGCUGGUCCUGGACCUGCAGCAGAUUGCUCACGAUGCUGGUCAUCCGGUGCCGUUGCUCAUUGCUAUUGACCAAGAAAACGGCGGUGUCAACAGCCUCUACGAUGAGAUUUAUAUUCGCCAAUUUCCUAGUGCCAUGGGCAUGGCUGCCGCCGGCUCGAAGAAGCUCGCAAAAGACAUCGCCCGAGCGACGGCACAGGAGUUGGGGUCUUGCGGUAUCAAUUACAUCCUGGGGCCUGUACUCGACGUCUUGACAAAUGCCAGGAACCAGCCGCUGGGCGUGCGCUCGAUCGGCGACGAUCCCCUUGAGGUUUCGGCGUAUGGUGUUGCCAUGAUGGCAGGUUAUCAGGAAGCCGGCUUGGCAACAUGCGGCAAGCACUUUCCUUCCUAUGGUAACCUUGAAUUUUUCGGCCCUCCCACAGAUGUGCCUACCAUAACAGAGUCACUGGAGAGUCUGAGCCAGAGCGCUCUUGUGCCCUUUCGAAAUGCUAUUGCGGGUGGCAUAGACAGUAUGAUGGUUGGAGGCGUUGCGAUGUCAUCCUCAGGCGUCAAUGUCAUGCAUGCCUGCCUGUCAGAGCAAAUUGUCCGAGAUCUUCUGCGCAAUGAGAUGCGGUUCGAAGGCGUGGUAAUAUCAGAAUGUCUCGAAAUGGAAGCUUUGAGUCGCAACAUAGGCAUAAGCGGCGGGACUGUUAUGGCUUUCCAGGCAGGCUGCGAUCUCAUACUAACGUGCCGAUCACUUUCGGUGCAGGAAGAGGCCAUCAAUGGCCUCAAAGCCGGACUCGACAACGGAAACAUCGAGCGAUUCCGAAUUCAGGAAUCCCUGAACAGGAUCCUUACCAUGAAGAAUUGUACUUCAUGGGAAAGAGCAUUCGCGCCUCUUGGUGUCGAAAACCUCACAAGACUGCAGCCAUUACACACCAACCUCUCCACGGCUGCUUAUAACAAGUCUAUCACUAUCGUAAGGGAUCAAAAACGAUAUCUGCCCCUGUCUCGAACCAUACAACCAGAGGAAGAAUUGUUACUACUCACACCAUUGGUCAAACCACUUCCGGCUUCUGCCAAUGCACGUCUGCACCAAGACUCGGCUGAGUUGUCAGUCUCAGAUCCAGGUUUCUCAUGGGACCCGAACGCAUCCGUCAUGAGUGGAGAGAGGGUGUUUAGAGAAUUUGGGAGAGCUUUCGCCAGACAAAGGAACGGCAAAGUAUCGCAUACAUCAUAUACCGCGAAUGGCUUGAGACCGCUUCACGAGACGCUACUGAACAGGGCCGCUGCUGUGAUCGUUGUGACAGCGGAUUCCGGCCGCAACAAGUAUCAGAACGGCUUCGCAAAGCAUGUAUCGAUGAUGUGCAAGCUAUCACUUGGCUCCAUCGGACAAAUGAAAGAGAAGCCUUGCAUCGUCAUCGCAGUCUCGUCGCCCUUCGACUUCGCAGCAGACACGAGUAUCGGGACAUAUGUAUGCACCUAUGACUUUACAGAAACGGCGCUACAAGCCGCGGUCAAAGUGGUCUACGGUGAAAUAUCAGCGACGGGCAUGCUGCCCGGCUCCCUGGGUCACAAGCACCAGUCCAAGCCAACUCGGCAGCAGUGGCUCGUGGAGAAUUUCAAAGAGGAGCGGGACGCAGUCGCACUUGACACUUUGCUGAGAGAAUCUGCUAGAGAUAAGGGCAGAUCGGCACAGCUACUCCAGAAUGCCACUUCAAACACGUUCCUGUUGCGAAAUCCAUCUGUCGACGAAGCGCAUUUUGUUGUUCGAAACAGCACCACGAAGCAGCUGUUUGGUUUCUGCGCCACUUAUUACUCUCGAGCAAGCAAGACUGGACACAUCGCUGCAAUCGUGGUAGAUCCUGGACGUCGGAGACUGUCCAUUGGUCAUUCACUGCAUGACAGAGCUAUUCGUGCCCUUCUCCAGAACGAGGGCAUUGAGAAGUUCCAGCUGGGCACGAAUUUACCAAACGUCUUCCUCGGCAUCCCCAAAGGAGACGUCGCUGAGUACAAAGUCCUGCGACAGUGGUUUGCAAAGCUUGGCUGGAACGUGUCACUGUCUACAACAGUCUGCUCGAUGAGUAUUGAUGAUUUGGCGACAUGGGCACCCCCUGAAGGACUUGGCAAAGCCCUGUCGAGUGCUGACACUAAGUUCGACCAGGUCUCCGGCGCAGAAUACGCAGGUCCCAUCAGUGACCUCUUGAAACGCAGUCGACAUUCUGAUCUGGUCGACAUGUACAAGAUGGCCUUGGACAACAAGGAGUCCAGUAGCAUCAUUCGCGCGAAGCGUGCGAGCGAUGGGUCUGUGGUGGGCACGCUCCUGAUGUUGAAAUACGACUCCAGAAUUACGAGAUAUGUGCCGAGCAUGGAGAGUGGAAUCAGAGGUUGCAUAUCGGCUCCUGUAAUUUCAGCACAUGAUCGGCACUCCCUAUUGCAAGGCCUGGUAUUACUUGGUGUUCGCCAAUUGAAGCGACAAGGCGCUUCUGCUGUCGUCUUCGACAAGGUGAACGAAGAUGGGGCACUCAAGUAUUUGUAUGAGCUCGGAUUCCAGGUCGUACACACCUUUGAUGAAUUGAAUGCUGAUCCCCAGCACUGGACUGGGUGA